CGUGCGAGGGGAGGCAUGAGCGGGCGACGGCGGCCGCUGCCGGCGGGCGCUUCCCCUCCGCCCGUGCCGGGAAAAGCCACCAAGAAGCGCGUGAAGCGGGAGCUCCGCGUGGAGUUCUCUGCCGCCGUGAGGGAGCGAGCCUUGAAGGAGAAAGUGGCCGCGGCUUGGGCCCGCCAGGAGCCGCUGGAGCACGAGGCCCUCGCUCUGGACCCGGCUCCUUUCCCCCACUGUGUCAUCCCAGGUUUCAUCCCCAACGAGGAUUUCUUGGAAGAGCUGCAAAAGGAGCUCCUGAGCCUGGAUUUCCAUGAAAAAUGCAAUGACCUGUACAAGUUCAAACAGUCGGAUGACCUAAAGAAGAGAGGAGGGUCCCACAUUGCAGCAUUAAGAAAAGUUAUUUUUGAAGAAUUCCGGUCUUGGCUUUCCGAUGUGGUCCAGGUAGAGCUGGAACCAACCAUUGAUCUGUCUUGUGCUAAAUAUGAAUAUACAGAUACCCUGCUGUGCCACGAUGAUGAGUUGGAGGGGCGGCGGAUUGCGUUCAUCCUUUAUCUUGUACCCCCCUGGGAUAAGCACGAUGGGGGCACUUUGGAUCUCUUCUCUACAGAUGAUCAUUUCCAGCCUCUGCAGAUCGUCAAGUCUUUGGUCCCUUCCUGGAACUCGCUCAUUUUCUUUGAAGUAUCGCCAGUCUCUUUCCACCAGGUGUCUGAAGUUGUUUCCAAAGAGAACUGCCGCUUGUCUGUGAGCGGCUGGUUUCACGGCCCUCCGGUUGCACGGCCGGCACGUCACGUCGAACCACGGAUUCCACGAACUCCCCACAUCCCUCGUGAUCAUGAAAUCUUGUAUGACUGGAUCAACCCGGUUUAUCUAGGCGUGGAUUCCCAAGCACAGAUCCAGGAAGAAUUUGAGGAUCGGUCUGAGAUCUUGCUGAAAGACUUUCUCAAGAGAGACAAGUAUCAGCUGGUUUGCAAAGCUCUGGAGUUGGAAGAGCUCAGCUGGAACAGCAGAGGGCCCCCAAACAAAAGACAUUACGAGAAAGCAGAUGAGAAGAGCUUACCAGCCACUCUGAAAGAGUGCUUGGAGCUCUUUCGGUCUGAGGCCUUGUUCCUGCUGCUUUCCAAUUUCACGGGCCUGAAGCUGCAUUUUCUAGCCCCAGGAGAAGAGGACGGAGGAGGAGGAGGGGGGUCUUCUGAAAGCUCACAAGGACCGAGCAGCCAAGAGGAAGCUGGCAAUAGAGAGUCUACAGAGGGGCCAGGGAGCCUCUCUGAAAAUGAGGAUGACCAAGAGAAGGGAGCCCCUCUUUGUGCAGGAGAACUGAGACGCUGGAGAAAAGGUUGCUACACCCUGCUCCAUGAUGCCCAAACGACAGACUUUGCCCUCGAUCUGCUGCUCUUCUGUGGUUGUAAAGACUGGGACGUCGAAUCGGGAGGCUUCACUUCAUACGUUGCAAAAGGUGAAGAUGAAGAGCUGCUGACAGUUAAUCCAGAGGCCAAUUGCUUGGCCUUGGUGUACAGAGAUCAAGAGACACUGAAAUUUGUGAAGUACAUUAACCAGCGUAGUUUGGAGCAGGCACCAAUGCCAGCUGAGCAAGCAGGAUUCUGGGACUUCUCCUUUGUUUACUACGAAUGAGAGCUGGUGUGAGCGUGUGAUGGCGAAUCAUUUCUCCUCGUUAAAUAAGAGGGCAGUUUCUCUUACAGGCAAAGAUAAAAGUUGCGCAAUCUGCUUUACUCUCAUGCCCCUGCAAAACUUAACACCCCUUCUUCCCUGGGGGCCCUUCAGGAAAGUCGAGUGGACACCGUGGUCUGAACCGCGGUGGAGGCCACAAAACUUCCUGGUCAGCAAUGCAAGAAUCACGCUGUUUGGGCCAAGGCAGGACCUUGGUUACGGCUCGACCUCGGCAGCCUCAGAAAACAAGGCCGUGUGGAAGAAACCAAUGUUUGCUAUGUUCUCCAAAGCUCAGCACUAUAAACAGAUGACAAGAGGAGGGAGUUUCCCGUUGGUCUAAUUAUGUGGUAUUUUGUAGGUUGGAUAAUAAUUGUGGAAGUUAUGGUUUGCUGAGUGAGCCCACACUGGUUGGAUUCACAGACCUUGUUAAGCCAUAAAUCAAGCCUGCCAUUGCAA
Molecule: messenger RNA, 2115 nt
Organism: Candoia aspera
Lineage: Eukaryota; Metazoa; Chordata; Lepidosauria; Squamata; Candoiidae
Gene: OGFOD1
Product: 2-oxoglutarate and iron dependent oxygenase domain containing 1
Exons: 13
Coding region: 16-1623 (535 amino acids)
Biological process (GO): peptidyl-proline hydroxylation; regulation of translational termination
Cellular component (GO): cytoplasm
Molecular function (GO): L-ascorbic acid binding; iron ion binding; peptidyl-proline dioxygenase activity
Source: RefSeq, a predicted model, not a curated record